Molecule: messenger RNA, 768 nt
Organism: Penicillium brevicompactum
Lineage: Eukaryota; Fungi; Ascomycota; Eurotiomycetes; Eurotiales; Aspergillaceae
Product: SDR family oxidoreductase
Exons: 1
Coding region: 1-768 (255 amino acids)
Source: RefSeq, a predicted model, not a curated record
AUGUCCUCCACUCCGAACAAAGUCUUCGUCGUCACAGGUGCGAAUCGAGGCAUCGGCCUGGGUCUCGCGAAGAAACUGUUGCAAAGACCCAACACCACAAUCUUAGCUUCAGUCCGCAAUUCCGAGGCAGCCUUCAGUCUCAAGUCAGAAAUUGAAAGCACGGCAGUAGGCGAGAACAGUGUUAUCCAUAUCAUCGAACUGGACUUCUCAUCCGCCAUUUCCCCGGACAAGAUCCGCGAUAUCGCCAAAGCGGGGGCAAGUAGCGUCACACAUGUCGACGUCCUGAUUUGCAACGCCGCUGUGGUCCACCCGUUAAUUCCGGCCCUAUCGACCUCAGCCGAAGACCUGCGCGCCUCCCUCGAAGUGAACACAAUUGCCCCUCUAUUGACCUUCCAAGCCUUCUGGCCCUUUUUGCAAAAGUCUUCCGCUCCUCAAUUUGUGGCUGUCUCGUCUUCCGUCGGUUCCAUUGCCGCCCAGGAGCCACUGCCAGGUGGUGCAUACGGUCCUAGUAAAGCGGCGCUGAACUGGCUUGUCAAGGCCAUUCAUAACCAGCAUGAAGCUGACAAGUUGAUUGCUUUUGCUUUGCAUCCGGGUUGGGUGCAAACUCGUGCUGGUGAAUACUCGGUGCAACAGUGGAACUACCCCGGUGAUCCACCAACCACCAUUGAAGAGAGUAUCACGGGAACACUUCAGGUUAUUGAUGGUGCUACGCGGGAGAGUACAUCGGGUACACUCAUCACGUACACUGGUGAAGUUUUACCUUGGUAG